This is a messenger RNA of Frankliniella occidentalis (western flower thrips), 920 nucleotides long. RefSeq names its product facilitated trehalose transporter Tret1-like. Gene Ontology annotation, molecular function: myo-inositol:proton symporter activity. The record is from RefSeq and is a predicted model, not a curated record. Bases 19 to 540 code for a protein of 173 amino acids. NCBI's taxonomy places the organism in Eukaryota, Metazoa, Arthropoda, Insecta, Thysanoptera, Thripidae. Gene Ontology annotation, biological process: transmembrane transport. Gene Ontology annotation, cellular component: membrane. The transcript has 2 exons.
GGCGGCAACGUGCUCUGCAUGUUCACGGUGGCGUGGUGCGGCAAGCGGCCGCUCGCGCUCACCUCCAUCGCGGGCGUGGCCGUGUCGUGCCUCGCGCUGGGCAGCUACCACCUCUUCAUGUCCAGCUCGACGGGUGCCGAGGUCGGCGCCGAGCUCGAGUCCCACUGGCUCCCCCUCGUCCUCUUCAUCGUGCUGUUCUCCUUCCACUCCUUCGGUAUCGGCCCCGUGCCCUGGAUGCUGUUGUCCGAGGUCUUUCCCUACCAGGGACGAGGUCCGGCUACUGGCAUUGCUGCAGCAGUCUCCUACAUCCUUGGCUUUUUUGCAGCAAAAACUUUCCUUGACAUCCAGCAUUUGGUAAAUCUUAGUGGUGUGUUCAUAGUAAACGGCAUGGUGGCUGUCGCAGGAUUCCUAUUUAUGUGGUUCUACCUCCCAGAGACGGAGGGUAGAACCUUACAAGACAUAGAGUCAUUGUACAUAAAAAAGAAAAAGACCAAUGCUGAUGUGCAACCAAACCCUACCAUAGAAAAGACAUCUCUGUGAUUACAUUUUCUAUUAGUCAAUCAUCACAUUUCAUAUUAAUUUUAGAUGAAGCCGAAAACAUUCAGCAAAACAGAGCAUCAGCAGCUGGAAAUAAGCAUUGUGGAACUAACUGUGAUCAUGAAAUUUUAUGCAGAAUGUCAGCCUUUUCAGAUGAAAUUUAGCAGGUUGUUUCAGUGUCAUUGUAAUUUUUAAUAGAACUACUGUAUGCAUACUGAUGUAAAAGAAUCGAGAUAACUAUUUAAAUCAUUUAAGAAAGUUAAAUUAAGUUUAUUGAUGUUUAGAGAUAAAGGUUCUGGAUCAGACCAGGGUGUUGUACAUAUGAAAUUAGGAUUGAAUGUCAAUUGAAAAAUUCUAAAAAAUAAAAAUAAAGUAAAUUUUUA